AUGGUCUUCAAUUUUCGAGUUUUCAAGAAACAAUCUCCCAAUGGCAAGCUCACCAUGUACUUGGGAAAACGGGACUUCAUCGAUCACAUCUCUGGAGUAGAACCCAUAGAUGGCGUCGUGGUCAUCGACAACGAGUACAAAGACCGGAAGAUAUUCGGGCAGGUGAUCUGCAGCUUCCGCUACGGUCGCGAAGAGGACGAGGUGAUGGGCCUGAACUUCCAGAAGGACCUGUUCCUGGCGUCCGAGCAAAUCUACCCGCCGCCCGAGAAGAACUCCAACACCAAGAUGCAGGACCGCCUGCUGAAGAAGCUGGGCGACAACUGCUACCCUUUCACCUUCACGCUGCCGCCCAGCGCGCCCGCUUCGGUCACCCUCCAGCCGGGUGUGGACGAAGAAGGGCAACCGUGCGGUGUGCACUACUAUAUUAAAAUCUACGUGGGAGAGAACGAGACGGAUCGCACCCACAAAAGGGGCACCGUCACCAUGGCUAUAAGGAAGGUGCAGUACGCUCCGUCGAAGCAGGGCAGGCAGCCUUGCACGGUGGUUCGCAAGGACUUCAUGAUGAGCCCCGGGGAACUGGAGCUCGAAGUCACCCUGGAUAAGCAGCUGUACCAUCACGGUGAAAAAAUCGCCGUGAACAUUUGCAUAAGGAACAACAGCAAUAAGGUGGUGAAGAAGAUUAAGGCGAUGGUGCAGCAGGGCGUGGACGUGGUGUUGUUCCAAAACGGGCAGUACCGGACCUCCGUGGCCGGUUUGGAAACGCAGGAAGGAUGUCCCAUUCAACCCGGCUCGAGUUUGCAGAAGGUAGUCUAUCUCGUACCGUUGCUGACUUCCAAUAAGGACAAGAGAGGCAUCGCUUUGGAUGGUCAACUCAAAAAGCAGGAUACCAAUUUGGCUUCGACCACUUUACUGGCUUCGCCUGAUCAAAGAGACGCUUUCGGGAUAAUCGUAUCGUACGCGGUGAAAGUGAAAUUGUAUCUUGGGGCGCUGGGCGGCGAGUUGGCCGCCGAAUUACCUUUCGUUCUGAUGCAUCCCAAGCCCGGCGUUAAAGGGCCAUUAAUCCAUGCGGAUAGUCAGGCAGAUGUGGAAAUGUUUAAGCAAGAUACGAUUGAUCAAGAUGCCGAUGAAGAAAACUAA
Molecule: messenger RNA, 1137 nt
Organism: Phyllotreta striolata
Lineage: Eukaryota; Metazoa; Arthropoda; Insecta; Coleoptera; Chrysomelidae
Source: the annotation of a GenBank genome assembly